This is a messenger RNA of Pseudopipra pipra, 5471 nucleotides long. RefSeq names its product DENN domain containing 4B (gene DENND4B). Gene Ontology annotation, molecular function: protein binding. Gene Ontology annotation, biological process: regulation of Rab protein signal transduction. Bases 197 to 4546 code for a protein of 1449 amino acids. The transcript is spliced from 26 exons. Gene Ontology annotation, cellular component: cytoplasmic vesicle. The record is from RefSeq and is a predicted model, not a curated record. Lineage: Eukaryota; Metazoa; Chordata; Aves; Passeriformes; Pipridae.
GGAGCCUUCCAGUGCCAGGGGGGGCCCUGCUGGUCCCGGGGGGGGUCCCGGUGCCCCACGGCGUGACCGGAAACCUCCUCCCUUCCCGUGCUGGCGGCUCCACGGGGCACCGCGGGGGGAGGAGCUGGGAAAGGGGGGUCCAGUGGCUCCAGUGGCAUUCCCAGGGUGUUUCCCCCCCCCCCCCAGAUGGUGUGACAUGGCGGACGAGAAGCCCCCCCAGCUGGUGGAUUACUUCGUAGUGGCCGGGCUGGCCGAGGCGUCGCGGGCGCUGGAGGAGGAGCCGGCGCGGCCGGCGCGGCCUGCGGAGCCCAUCACAGACGUGGCCGUGAUCAUCCGCUCCCAGGGCGAGGAGGUGCCCCAGGGCUUCACCUGCAUCGAGACCACCACGUCAGGCCACCCCGUGGACCUCAACGCGGGGCUGCUCAACAACCCCCAGAUGUUCCUGUGCUACAAGCGCGGCAGGGACAAGCCCCCCCUCAUCGAGCUGGGGGUGCACUACGAGGGCAAGGACCGGCCCAAGCCGGGCUACCAGAUCCUGGACACGACCCCCUACAGCCGCUCUGCCAACCUGGCCUCGGGCUCCCCGGGCCACCAGCGCACGUUCCUGACGUUCCGGCGUGCGGCUGAGCCCCCCGGGCACCACAGCCUGGGCGUCACCGACAUCUGCCUCGUCAUGCCCAGCAAAGGGGAGACCACCCCCCACACCUUCUGCCGCGUCGACAGGAACCUUAACACCAGCAUGUGGGGCCCCGCCCUGUUCCUGUGCUACAAGAUCGCCGUGGCCAAGGGCAACACACUGGUCUACGAGGCAGGGCUGUUGGGCCGGUACCCUGAGCAGGACAGCGAGCAGUUCCCGCUGCCCGAGUCGGUGCCUGUGUUCUGCCUGCCCAUGGGGGCCACCAUCGAGAGCUGGCCCGCGGGCACCAAGUACCCCCUGCCUGUCUUCUCCACCUUUGUCCUCACCGGCGCCUCGGGGGACAAGGUGUACGGUGCUGCCAUCCAGUUCCAUGAGGCGUUCCCGCGGGAGCGGCUGUCAGAGGGGCAGGCGCUGCGCCUGGGGCUGCUCAGCGUGGUGGACAAGCGGCCGGUGCCGGGCCGGUCCCUGCACACCCGCAAGAGCAUCUGCGUCCUGUCCCACUGGCCCUUCUUCGACGUCUUCCGCAAGUUCCUCAUGUUCAUCUACCGCUACUCCAUCUCCGGCCCCCACGUGCUGCCCCUGGAGACGCACAUCUCCCACUUCAUGCACAAUGUGCCCUUCCCAUCCCCACAGCGCCCGCGGAUCCUGGUCCAGAUGUCCCCCUAUGACAGCCUCCUACUGUGCCGGCCCGUGUCGUCCCCGCUGCCACUCAGUGGGGCCAGUUUCCUGACGCUGCUACAGAACCUGGGCCCCGACAACGCCGUGGCCCUGCUGGUGGCCGUGCUCACCGAGCAGAAGCUGCUCAUCCACUCGCUGCGCCCCGACGUGCUGACCAGCGUGGGAGAGGCCCUGGUGGCGAUGAUCUUCCCCCUGCGCUGGCAGUGCCCCUACAUCCCGCUGUGCCCGCUGGCGCUGGCUGACGUGCUGUGUGCCCCCGUGCCCUUCAUUGUAGGCAUCCACUCCAGCUACUUCGACCUCUACGAGCCCCCCCGCGACGUCAUCUUCGUCGACCUGGACACCAAUACCAUCUUCCAGAGUGAGGAGCGGAAGCUGCUGCCGCCCCGUGCGCUGCCCCGCCGGCCCUGCAAGGUGCUGCUGGCCACCCUGCACAGCCUGGCCCAGCAGCUAGACGAGCUGCUGAGCGCCCCGGACGAGGCGCCCCCAGAGCUGGUGCUGAGCGCGGCGGAGGGUGUGGGGGCACGGCGGGCGCAGCUGGAGCUGGAGGCGAGGGCGGCGUUCUUGCGCUUCAUGGCCUGUGCCCUGCGCGGGUACCGCUCCUUCCUGCGCCCCAUCGCCCCUGCACCUGCGCCCGCCGAGCGCGACGCCGGCAGCCUCUUUGCCCUGCAGGGGUUCCUGCGCUCCCGGGACCGGCAGUACCAGCGGUUCUAUGGGCAGCUGCUGAAGACGCAGCUCUUCACCCAAUUCAUUGAGGACUGUUCCUUCGCCAGCGACCGUGAGCCCUGUCUCGAGUUCUUUGACACCUGCGUUGACAAGGUGCAGGCAGACCUGGAGAAACCGGAGGACACCCCCCUGAUGGAGCUGGAUGAUCCCCGGGGCGGUGAGCACACGGUGUUCAUCACGCCCCCAGAGCAGCCGGCAGGGCCAGAUGGGGCCGAGCCCCCGGCGCGGUACAGGUACGACGGGUUCCCCACCCUGUGCCCGGAGCUGCUGGAGCCCCCCCGGGACCCACUGGUGGCUCAGCUGUGCCAGGCCCGGAGCAGCGCCCCGAGCAGCCCCGCCCCUCGCAGGACCAAACAGGAGAUGAAGGUGGCGCAGCGGGUGGCUCAAAAGUCGUCGGCAGUGCCGGAGCUGUGGGCACGGUGCCUGCUGGGCCACUGCUAUGGCCUCUGGUUCCUGUACCUGCCCACCCACGUGCGCGCCGCCCCCGCCAAGCUCGGCGCCCUCCAGCUCGCCUACGACGUCCUGCGCCAGAUGGAGCAGCACAAGGUGGUGCUGCCUGACGAGGUGUGUUACCGCAUCCUGAUGCAGCUGUGUGGGCAGUACGGGGAGCCCGUGCUGUCCGUGCGCGUCCUGCUCGAGAUGAAACGUGCCGGCAUCGUCCCCAACACCGUCACCUACGGCUACUACAACAAGGCGGUGCUGGAGAGCAAGUGGCCGGCGGGGACACAGGGAGGGCGGCUGCGCUGGGCCAAGCUCCGGAACGUGGUGCUGGGGGCGGCCCAGUUCCGGCAGCCCCUGCGGCAGCGGGAGCGGCGGAGCAGCAACGGGGACCCCCCGGGUGACCGAGCCCUUCCCCCUCCACGCCCCCCCCUGCAGCGUCAGACCACCUGGGCGGGGCGCAGCCUGCGGGACCCCCCCCCGGCCCCCCGGCUGGUGAAGAGCGGCAGCCUCAGCUUCCCCCGCAAUGAGGGGGGGGCCCGGGGGGAGCCCGGGGAGCCCCCCCUGAUCCCCGCAGCCCCCACCCCGCCCUCGGGGCCCCCCCGGCCGCGGGGCCCCCCCGGCUCUGCCGACGGGAGCCUGUCCGACAUCAGCUUCCACACGGACGAGAGCGACCCCCGGAGGGACGAGGGGGGACCCGGGGGGGGCCCCGGGGGUCCCGGCGGCGGGGGCGGUACCCCGCGGCGGGGCCUGGCGGCCAAGCUGCAGCAGUUGCUGUCCCCCGGCAAACGGGGCGCCCCCCGCCCCGCGGAGCCGCCCCGGGAGCGCCGGGGAUCGGAGCCGCGGGACCACCGGGACACGCCCCCCCGGCGCAGCCCUGCGGAGCCCCCCCGGCUGCGCCCCCGGGAGCGCCCCGAAUCCACGGCGUCCGAGAGCUCUGUGUCCAGUGAACUGGACCUGUCGGACGCCUCGGGGGGCAGCACCGGGGCUCCCAAAUCCACCGAGCCCCCCCCAGAUGGGACAGCAGGGAUGGAGCCCCCUGCCCUGGAGGUGCUGCUGUCGAGCUGCUCGCGCUGCCCGGGCUGUGCCACGCUGGUGUUCGACGAGGAGCUCAUGGCCGGCUGGACCUCGGACGACUCCAACCUCAACACAAGCUGCCCGUUCUGUUCCCGCUCCUUCGUGCCCUUCCUGAGCAUUGAGAUCCGCGACCUCCGGCGGCCCCCCAGCCCCCCCGGGCCCCCACCGGUGCCCCCGCCCGUGCAGGGGCCAGUUCUCAGUGACCGCCGGCGCUGCCUCGCCCUGGAUGGGCCCGACCCCGACCCCCAAUUGUGCAACGGCUGCACCGAGACCCCGCCCCCAGGUCAAUCCGAGAGGGUGGCCUUUGCCUACCUGAGCCCGCUGGUGCUGCGGAAGGAGCUGGAGAGCCUGGUGGAGAACGAGGGGGGGGAGCUGCUGGCGCAGCCUGAGCUGGUGGACAGUCACCCCAUCAUAUACUGGAACCUGGUGUGGUACUUCCAGCGCCUGGCACUGCCCAGCAACCUGCCCCUGCUGCUGCUGGGCUCCCACCAUGCCCGCCGGCACCCCCAGGCCCAGUCCCCUGAGCCCCCCCGGGUCCGAGUGCGGCUCCUGUGGGACGUCCUGACCCCUGACUCUGAGAGCUGCCCCCCACUCUACGUGCUCUGGAGGCUCCACAGUAACGUACCCCCCCGGCUGCGCCCCUGGGGCCCCCCAGCCCCCCCAUUCUCACUGUCCUUCCUGGAGGCCCUGCUGACCCACGUGGGGCUCAACGAGGUGCACAAGGCCAUCGGGCUCUUCCUCGAGACCCUCGCAGCCCCCGGAGCCCCCCAGACCCUGCACAGGAGCAUCUACCGGGAGCUGCUGUUCCUGACACUGGCGGCACUGGGCCGGGAGCACACGGAUAUUGGCUCAUUUGACCGGCGGUACCGCUCGGCGCUGUCCCGGCUCGGGGGGUCCCUGGGGCGGGACGAGCUGCGGCGGCGCCGGGUGCAGCCCCCCAGCGCCAAGGCCUGUGACUGCAGGAGGAGCUUCGGGCCCCCCCCCGAGUGCUGAGGGGGGGUUACACCUCUGGUACCCCGACAGAUCCCCCUCCGGAGGGAACGGAGCCUUCCAGGGUUCCCCCUGAGUGCUGGGGUUGGGGAGAGACUCCCGGGACCCCUGACGGGUCCCCCCUGAGUGCUGAGGGAGGGUCACACCCCCGGGACCCCUGACAGACCACUCCAGGGGGAACAGAGUCCUCCCUGAGUGCUGGGGAGGGGUGUCACAUCCCCGGGACCCCCAAAGGACCCCCCUGAGUGCUGAUGGGGGAACAGGGACCCCUGGGAUUUGGGGGGGCAGAGGGGGGAGAAGGGACCCCUGGGACCCCCCAACAGAACCUGCCCGAGGAGAGGGAGAGACCCCCGGGACCCUCAAAUUGACCCCCCUGGAGGGAACAGACCCCCCCACAGGCCGCCCCGAGUGAUCCAAGGGGGUUGAAGGGCCCCCCCCCCCCCGAGUGUUAAGAAACGGCCCCCUUGGGGAACGGAACAGGGACCCCCCCAGGGACCCCCAAAGCAGCGGGGAGGAGGAAGGAAGGCCCCCCCCAUCUUACACGGGUUUUAUAUAUCAGUGUUAAUAUAUUUUAAUUUAUUUAUUCACCCCCCCAGCGCCCCCGGGGUUUGAGAGGGAGGGGUGUCAGACAGCCCGAGGGGGCCCUGGGGGUCUGUGCCCCCCCUCUCCCAUUUCUGUCCCGGCCCCCCUCUUCACCUCCGGGGGGUUUGGGGGUCGUGUUCCCCCCUCCCCAAAUGUGUGACUGGAUAGUUGGGGGGGCUCUGGGCGUGUCCCCCCCCCUUCCUCAAUCCCCCGAUCCCCUCUGGACCCCGCUGGGGGGGGUUUGGUGGCCAUUUGGGGGGGGUUUGGGGCCGCCCCCCCCCCCGCACUGUGCAAUAGGAGCCCCCCGCCCCCGGGGCCUGUAAAUAAAAGCUGCUGCGGUAUUUUC